Odobenus rosmarus divergens (Pacific walrus) is the source of this 855-nucleotide messenger RNA. It is a transcript of the gene PLGRKT, whose product is annotated as plasminogen receptor, C-terminal lysine transmembrane protein. The record is from RefSeq and is a predicted model, not a curated record. NCBI's taxonomy places the organism in Eukaryota, Metazoa, Chordata, Mammalia, Carnivora, Odobenidae. The coding region runs from base 131 to 574 and encodes 147 amino acids. The transcript is spliced from 5 exons. Gene Ontology annotation, biological process: positive regulation of plasminogen activation. Gene Ontology annotation, cellular component: plasma membrane.
GUGUGGUUUCCGCUGAACACAGGGAAGUUCUUCAUCCUGCUUGGAUUCUACCUUUAGCCCUUGGGAGCGUUCUCUAACACAUCCAAACUACCAUCCAGACCCAAGAAACCGAGGUCCAAAACAGGUCAAGAUGGGGUUUAUAUUCUCAAAAUCUAUGAGUGAAAACAUGAAAAACCAACAGGAGUUUAUGCUUAUGAAUGCUCGACUCCAGCUGGAAAGGCAGCUAAUGAUGCAGAAUGAAAUGAGAGAAAGACAAAUGGCCUUGCAGAUUGCUUGGUCUCGGGAAUUCCUCAAAUAUUUUGGAACCUUUUUUGGCAUUGCAGCCAUCUCUUUAACAGCUGGAGCAAUAAGAAGGAAGAAGCCAGCCUUCCUCUUCCCUAUUAUUCCAUUAAGCUUCAUCUUCACAUACCAGUAUGACUUAGGAUAUGGAACCCUUCUACAAAGAAUGAAAGGUGAAGCUGAGAACAUACUGGAAACAGAAAAGAGUAAGUUGCAGCUGCCAAGAGGCGUGAUCACUUUUGAAAACCUUGAAAAAGCCAGAAGGGAACAGAGUAAAUUCUUCAUAGACAAAUGAAAUCAUCUUUACCCACCAAAUCUCAAAACACAUAAUUAUUGACUUGAAUCAUGGUUUUUACAAAUUUUUAGAUGAUUGAGAUUUUGAUAUAAUGGAUUUUAUUUUACAAUAUUAAAAUGCAAGAUGAGUUUUGUUAAACUAUUUUAAAAUAAAAUUUAUAACAUCAACACAAAAUCAUGGAGGUAUGCUAAAUAACUUUCAUAUUUCCUAUAUAUGUGUGUAUUACAAAUAUCUAAAUGUAUAAUUAAUAAAUUAUAUUGUUUUGAAUUCCUGGAAGCAAA